This is a messenger RNA of Zingiber officinale, 1013 nucleotides long. RefSeq lists its product as uncharacterized. The transcript is spliced from 5 exons. The record is from RefSeq and is a predicted model, not a curated record. Gene Ontology annotation, molecular function: protein binding. NCBI's taxonomy places the organism in Eukaryota, Viridiplantae, Streptophyta, Magnoliopsida, Zingiberales, Zingiberaceae. The coding region runs from base 73 to 828 and encodes 251 amino acids.
UUCAGCCGGAUAAGCCACGACCCGCGAGCCAAGUUUCCUUUCACCGUUCCAAGCACUCCGAGACUCGCUUGCAUGGCGCUCGGUAUCCACUCAGCUGGUUACUGCGGCGCCGCCCGCCGCCUCUACGGUUCAUCCAAGACCAGGUGGCGGAUCGUGGCCGCUGCUACUCCAGACGGAGCAACGGAGGCUGAGAUUAGGGUCUGCGUCAACCGGACCUGCGGGCGACAGGGAUCCCGGGAGAUCCUUGCCGUUUUCUCCUCCAUAUGCCCUCCAGGCGUAUCUGUGAUCUCCUGCGGCUGUCUCGGUCGGUGCGGAGGCGGUCCCAACCUCGCCGUCCUCCCCGCGGGGGCCCUGAUCGGCCACUGCGGCACCGCCGCUAAGGCUGCCCAGAUCCUGGCCGAGAUCUGCGGACCGGGGUUCGAUCCUCGAAGGAACCUCGAGGCGCUUGCUCUCAGCAAGGAGGCGGAGGCCGCGCUCGAGAAGGGGAACGCCGCCGAGGCCGAGUCGCUCCUUUCCCAGGCCAUUGAUCUUCAGCCUUCUGGUGGUGUGCAUCUCAUAUACAAAAGCAGGUCUUCAGUGAGAUUAACAAUGGGAGAUAAAAUUGGUGCUCUUGAAGAUGCUAAAAGAGCUUCUCUUUUAGCUCCUAAUUUCGCACAGGCAUACAUAUGCGAAGGUGAUGUACUAUUGGCAAUGGAAGAAUGGAAUGGUGCAGAGGAGGCAUAUUCAGUCGCUUUGCAGCUUGAUCCAUCGAUUCGCCGUUCCAAAUCUUUCAAGGCUCGGGUCGCAAAACUCCAGGAGAAACUUGUAGUUUUAGAUGCUUCAUCUUGAUUCCGGCUAUAGAGCAUACCACAUUUGGUGAGAGGGAGGAUAGUGUUCUUGUACAUUGUCUAGGGGAUUGAGGUUGCUUGAGAGAAACUCGAUUCUUAUUUACAAUCUACUUGAUUUUUAUGCGAAAAAAAAACAUAUGUAAACCAAGGACAUUGUAUGUGUUAUAAGUUGUAUUUAUUUGCAAA